CCCACAUCCACUGGACACAUUCGUAAUGUACUCUGCUCAUGUUGACAGUUGAACCGUUGAGAGCAACCAGGUUCGAGGAAGUCUUUGCGCUUUUGGACUUCUUCUCGCGUCCGGACAUCGCGCGAAAAUCGUCGUCGUUUUUUAGACGUUUCUUGUGUACUGUGAUAUGCUCCUCGGAACGAUGCCACACGAGAGUGCGGGCAGUUUGCUUGUGCCGACGGUGAAGGCGCGGGCUACCGAUUUUUCAAUAGCCGCGAUCAUGGCCACCAGGUCUUCCAGCCCAGAACCUUGUAUGAACAUCGGAACACCAGAAGGAAUCGAAUCAAGACUAAGUUCACCCGCUUCCGAUGGCGUUCUCGAAGAUGACGACGUCGAAGUGGAUGUCGAAGAAUGUUCCGAUGGCGAAAACUCAACACGAAAUGUUAAAGUCAAAGAACGACGUUCUCCGGUUUCCGAUUGCGGAUCGGAUGCGGCGGAAAACGAUCGAGAUUCACCGGAUGUAAUCUGUACUGAAAAAACUUCAAGGAAAACACCAAAAAUUCAUUGCAAUUGCGAGGAAUUAUUGGCAGUAGAUUGUCAUUUAGAAACUAAGGACUUAUGGGAUAAAUUCCACGAUUUAGGAACUGAGAUGAUUAUCACUAAAACUGGACGAAGGAUGUUCCCGACUCUACGAGUGUCGUUUACUGGAAUCCGACCGGAACAGAGGUAUGCCGUUCUUAUGGACAUCGUCCCAGUCGAUAACAAGAGGUAUAGAUACGCCUAUCAUCGGUCUUCCUGGUUGGUCGCAGGGAAAGCUGAUCCACCCGCCCCUUCCAGGAUGUAUGCCCACCCCGAUUCACCUUUUUCCGGUGAACAUUUCCGGAAACAAAUAGUUUCAUUUGAAAAAGUUAAAUUGACUAAUAAUGAAAUGGAUAAAAAUGGACAGAUUGUGUUAAACUCUAUGCAUCGAUAUCAACCUCGAAUACACAUCGUAAAAUGGCGAGAACAUUCCGGUCCAAUAACUGACUUGGAACAAGAACAAUACAGGACGUUCAUCUUUCCCGAGACCGUCUUCACAGCCGUAACGGCCUACCAGAAUCAGCUGAUAACCAAGUUGAAGAUAGAUUCGAAUCCUUUCGCUAAGGGUUUUCGUGAUUCGUCGAGGUUGACCGACUUUGAUAGGGAACCCAUGGAUGGUUUGUUCAUGGAUCAUUUUUCGAGGUCAUCGCUUCAUAGACUUUACCCGGACGGAAUCGAUCCAGAAAAUAAUAACGGCUCAGUCUUUUCUUCUGCGAUGAUGGAAAAGGCUAGAGCUCACCUACAAAUGUGGAGUAGAGCUUGUGGGAAUCCUUAUACUCCGAUUGAUUCUCAAAUAAAUGCUUUGUUCUUGGGAGGACAAUCGCCUCAACAAAUGUAUAUGAGUCAAAGGGCGCCCGGAGUUUUGCCCGCUCAUCUUUUCAAUCAAUCCUGGCCGUUAAACGGAAGUUUACCGCCGGGAUUUGCUCUUCCCGUUUCCCAGAGACCACAAAUCACUCCACCUCCAAGUUCCACGCCUAGUUCCUCAGGUUCCCCAAGUCCUACGUCCGUAAGUACCUCCGCUGACCUUCGACUCCCCUCCGUUUACCAAUCUUCGAUAAGGUACAGUCCUUACAUGCCAAUGGCCAGACAAAGCAGCUCUUCAGUGAGUCCCGUGUCAAGGCACCAAUGAUAGAUGACUUCGUUUCAACUUUAAUGUAGAGGACGCGUCCUUACCAACUCGUAACCAAAGAAGCUUAACCCUUUUUAAUUUAUACUACUUAUACAUAAUGUAAAUAGGGAAGAAAAAAAAAUUACGUAAUUUAUUGACCGAGUAAUUAUUUAGGCAUAUUAUAUGCAUGAAGUGGUAUAUUUUCUACCGAUGCGAGUAUUUAGAUAUGCGACAGUAUUACAGAAAAAAAAAUGUACAUAGUAUAAUAUACAGGAGGUCUUAUUUGUCUAAUCGUUUUCUCGAUUAUUGUUCCUUUUUCUUAUUAUUAUUAAUUUAUGUCCGAGAGUUUCGUUCCGAUCUGUGGUUAUUACGAGGACCUUAUUAUUAUUUUUUUUUGAUUGCUUUCGAGGAGUACAAAGAGCCGUGUGUAUUUAUCGUCGGGGGUUCUCGUUUAUUUCUGUGAAAUGUAUAGUUGCGAGAUAAUAUUGUUGUGUAUAUAGUGUAUUAUUACUAUGUGGAAUAUAAAAUAAAAUAAUUAUUAUCAAUACAAAUUA
Molecule: messenger RNA, 2220 nt
Organism: Onthophagus taurus
Lineage: Eukaryota; Metazoa; Arthropoda; Insecta; Coleoptera; Scarabaeidae
Product: T-box transcription factor TBX20
Biological process (GO): regulation of transcription by RNA polymerase II; cell fate specification; heart development
Cellular component (GO): nucleus; chromatin
Molecular function (GO): DNA-binding transcription factor activity, RNA polymerase II-specific; RNA polymerase II cis-regulatory region sequence-specific DNA binding
Source: RefSeq, a predicted model, not a curated record